AAUAAAACAGAGAAACAUGAUCAUGAUGGUUAGAACAGAACUUGAAUAAAAAAUCGAACCUGAAAAUUGUUCUCUUUUUAUAUGUUAACCAAAUGUUCAAACGAUUUUUGAUAAUUUGGAAAUAAUUUAGAAAAGAAAAGCUUGUUUUUAUUUUCUAUUCCAAUUGAAUUCUAAUAAUCAAACAAUAUGCAGUUAAUUAGUUGAGUUCUUUUAACCAUCUUCUCAGAAAUUUGUUCAAUAAUAAGUAUUUUUAUUUCUAAAUUUUGUCAUUUUUAAUUGUAACAACUCAACCUUUCUCCUAAUGUCAAUUAAACUUGCGACAACAAUCAAAUUUACUUUUUAUAUACAUUUUGUGUCAAAAAGAAAACAGCAAAUCAACUAAAUCAAUUAAAUUGUACUUUUUGUGUUGUUCACAUUAAUAGAUAUAAAUUUAACAUCGUUAUAAUUGUUAUUGUGUUUAUAUGUAAAAAUUGUUUCUACAUUGAAUAUAAAUUAUCAGCUAAUUGUUAACCCAAAAUGAAUCUGAAUCUGUGUAAAUCAAGAGGUGGAAUUAGUGCUCGAACUAAAUCGCUACGUGAAAAAUUUAGUUCCAAACGGAGUUACUCUGAAUUAACUUUCAAAGAUUCGACCACUUCACUGACCGAAACAACUGAUUUAUCAUCACCAGGAUCAUCAUUUAAAUCACGAAAUAAACCACAGACAUUAAAUUUAUCGAGCGUUGAUUCAAUUCGAGGGGCUCUUCCAAAGAAUGAGGCAAAUGCUUAUAAUCUACUUCCAGAGGAAGCUUAUUGCUCAGCAUUGGACAUUAAUUGCUCUGAUUCUGAGCCUCGUUUCCCAUGGCAAAGAGAUGUUGCCAUUCAGUGUAAUUAUGGUGAUCCAGUGAUUAAAAAAUAUUCUAACAAUUUAUCUCGAUCAAAUGAAACUUCAUCUUCCUCUGGAGGAUUAAAGAAACGUCCACCUCAUUCAUUAACACCAACUGGACCAUUAAUGGGAGGCACAAGUGGACCAUUGGGACUUGUUGGUAAUAAUAAUAAUUCUAGUUUAGGUGGAGGCUCAGUUUCACCUUCAUCUGUAUCUUCAGGUGAUCAAGUUCAAAAGAAACACUCAGGACUAUCAACUUUAACCUCUAACCUUAGAUUUUGGAAAAGUUCAUCACCAUUAAGUUCAACCGGUGAGAUUGAAAAGAAACCUUCAACUCGUAAAAGAUUAACACGAUCAGCACUUCACCGAGCGGCUUCAUUUGAUUCCAAAGGAUAUUCAAGGUUAAUCCAACAAGCGUCCAUAGAUUCACCCACCACCGGAGCCAUUCCCACCACCUCGGGUCAUCUAGAUGUGCCCAGUGUUACACCAGGUAUACCAUCACCUACAUCACCCACCGCGACAAGUUUCAAGGAGGAUAAAAAUAAUAAUAACAUUUUAAGUCCAAGUUCACUUCAUCUUGAUUCAAAUAAAAUAACGGAAGGAGUUGAACCGGAAGAGGGUGAAGAUCCUGAUCAAGAUGAAGGCGAAGAGGGCGAGGAGGAUGAUGGAGAUGAUGUUUAUGUUUAUGAUCAUAAUAGACUUAAAAAUGAGAUAAGAUUUACUUUCUCAGCACCAGGAGCACCAUAUCACACCGGAUCAACAUCAGCACCACAGUCAAGAUCAUCAUCACCACCCAAUGUAAAUGAAAUUGAAAUAUCUAAACCCAAAAGAGGUGGACUUCAUGUUACAGGUAAAGAUGUUUACAUGAGUUUACCUUCACCCAAUGUUCAUACUGAGGGUCAAGAGUGUAACCCAGUUUUUAAAAAGUUUGCUGGACUUGGUGGUCAUGGGGAAGAAAGUGAACCGGAAGAGCCUUUACAAGAAGAACCACCCGCUUCCGUUUUACAUCGAAGACGAGCUUUAGUACCACCAAAGUUAAUCACCGAUGGAUAUGAAAGUGCAACUGAUGAAACGGAGGCCACAAGGGAAUCCUCAUCAUCACCAAUUUCUAGCAAAUUACUGAAUGAGCCAAACUCGUCCAAGACCAGACGACGAAGCUCAAUUGUUGUUAUACCACCAAUGCAGAUAUGUCCAGGGGAUUUAUUAGUUUAUAGUAAAGUUUUAACUCAUCGUAAUGAGUUUCUAGAUAAUUUUGAUGGAUCAACUCAAUGUUUAGCUGUUACCGAAGAUGCCUCUCGAAAAGGUAAAAAUACCUGGUCCCUGUUGAAACUUUUUGACAGGUCAAAUCGAACCAAAUCGGAUUCAUUGUGUGGUCUCGAAGAGGUUUUAUCAACACUCACUCCGUCCGUUUUCAUUGAUGAGCAACUUUCCAAGUACAAGGGUAUGUCUUGGUGUGAAUUCGAGGCUCAAUUUGAAGAACGUCGUGCUUCCUCAAUAAUCUCAGGUCAUCGUCUUUCUCAACUUCAAUCGGAUAGUCGACGUUCAUCAGGUCAAUCCUCUUUAACCGGUCAAAGUAAUGCCAAUCUAUCGAUGAGUUUACGUCACUCACCCAAUCGAUCACCUCGACGUCCUGGACUUUUACGAACUCAAACCUUUGAUUCAGCCCAAACCAAUACAACAGAUGAUUCUCUAUUAGAGGUUAAUGCUCAUUCCAUUAGGUCAAACAGUUGUAUUGCACCGGUCACAAGUUCAAUUCGUCGUUUAAGUGGAGGCCUUAAUCUAAGGGAAGAGUCGCUGGAUGAAGGUCAAUGUGAAGAUUUACCUUCACCAACCUCGAAUACAACAACACCAGGAGCAGGAAACAUCGGCGGAGUGGUAACAGGAGACGGAGGAGGUACAGGGAUGACACUUAACCUUGGACCGGGUAUUGGUGUUGGAAUAGCGGGUAAUGUGGGUGAAAAAAGUGCCACCAGUGAAUUUGGUAGAACCGGUGGUUGUUUGAUUGGAGGAAGUGUUCAAACAAAUUCAAUUGAAACAAGUGAACUUGGAUCACCAAUCAAUAGCUCAUCAAGUCCAACCUCUUCCAGGUCAAGUUUUGCUAUAACAAGGUCAGAGUUUAAACGUCGAGAGGCUCUUUGGGACCUUUUUCAAAGUGAAUGUGUUUUCCUUUACUGUCACCUAAUGGUAUUGAAAAAUGUUUUCAUGGAACCACUGAAAAAGAUUCAGGUUGAAGGUUUUGCCAUGUUUGCUGAGCCUGAGGUACUUUUUGGUAACCUCGAUGAACUUUGCUGUGUCACCUAUGCUUUUUGUAAGGAAUUUUUAUCCCUAAUCCUUCAGCAAAUGAAUUCAACUGAUCUCAAUCCCGCUGAGGUUUUGGUUAAAAUAUUUCAAAAGAGUUCAAAAGCUACUGCACUUACACAAGCAUAUCACCGAUACACACUUAAUUAUAUUAAUGCUCUUAAUUAUUUGGAAACACUUCGACGUCAGGUUGAAUUUAAUGAAUUUGAAAAGUGGUGUGCCCGUGAUCCUCGAUGUAAAAAGUUACAAUUAACUGAUCUCCUUGUUUCGCCUGUUCAACAUAUCAUGAGAGUACCAUUAAUAUUGAAAGAUAUCGAAAUGAGAACGGAAGAUUCAACUGAACGAGAAUUAAUUGGUCAGAUAAUAGAAGCUGAAGAGGCUUCACUCCGAGAAUUAGAUGAUAAAAUGAAAUGGUUGAAAAACUUCGAGCGUCUACUUGAAAUUCAACGUAACAUUGUCUGGCCUUCGGUAUUUGAUCUUGACCCUAAAGUUUUCAUUCCCGAGUGUCUUAAAGCACCUCUUUCCAAGCAACCCUGUGAAAGGUUAAUUGUUAGUCCAAGACGUCAAAUAAUCAUCGAAGGUCCAUUGAACAUAUUGGACACUGGAAAACCGGUCGAAAUGUAUGUUAUCCUCUUUGACGAUAUGCUGAUUAUCACAAGACGAAAGAAAGGUCUCCAUAAAAAGCAAUCGUCAUUAACUGAGAAAUGGGCAUCAACCUGUAGUCGUGGAGCAAAUUCCGUACCUCAUGAAAGUCCAUUUAAAUACGUCGUCUACAAGCAACCAUUGUCAUUAGAUCGUUUUUAUAUUCACGAUAUUUCAGCGGCUGAAGGUGCAGCUAACAAUUUGAAAUACGUUUUCGUACUUGUUUGUCUAAAUAGAUUUCAACAAAUAGUCACAAUUCAUACUUUUCAAGCUCCAAAUGAAACAACCAAGAUUAAUUGGCUUACCAAAUUAAAAGAUACUGCUGAUCGUUGGAAACGAACCUUACAAAAUACAGUCUUCCGAAGUCAACAACGUUUAAGUUCAGCGAGUGUAUCGACAACAUCGAGUUGUAGAGAUGCGACAAUCAAUUCAAGAUGAAUCGACUCGAAAAUCAUCAACAAUUAGCUAAUCACCGAAUCUGUUGUCCUUAAAAUCAAAUCAAUAAUUGUUUUCAUUUUCACAUCACAUUUUCCCAAUUCAAUAUCCCAUUAAUAUCUCACAGUUACAUAGACAUUUUUUUAUCAUUUCGCUUCUUGCUGAAUACAAUUAGUUAAUUAUUUUGAGCCAGAAAUCAUGAGACAGCAAUUAACUGGAACAAAAUUGUUCACAAAUCAACUAAUCAGGUUAACAAUAACAUAAAUACAAAAGUUAAGAUAAUCAAUCAGAUGAAACAGAAUCUCAGUAAGAAAAAAAAACACUGAACCGUUAAAACUAAUUAGUUAAUUAUCAAGUUCAAUAUUUAGUUGAGCUAAUUGAUUAAACGAUUAAAUCUAUUCCCAUUGAUUAGUAAUUAGAUUCAUCAAGAACUCACCAAGAAAAUUUGAAAACUCAUUUAACUAAUAAUAGAGAGGGAAAGUAAUUAAUACAUUGAGCCAGCAAUUAAAAACUUUAACCAGAAUCUUAAGAUAAUCAAUAAUUUUCUUAUCGAAAUUUAAAUCAAUCAAAAUCAAUUAUCAAUUAGAUGGACUAAAUGUUGAAUAUCAAUCAAUUUAAAUUAAUCAUUAAUUUAACUUUUUAUUGUAAAUUGAAACAAACCUUUUAUCAUGUGUAAUUUAUGUAAAAACAAAAACUCAAAUCUCUUAAUUAUUAAUCAUCUUAAAUUUAUAACAAUCAAAUCAACUCUCAACUUAAUAAGA
Messenger RNA from Panonychus citri (citrus red mite), 4997 nucleotides. RefSeq lists its product as uncharacterized. Bases 517 to 4239 code for a protein of 1240 amino acids. The record is from RefSeq and is a predicted model, not a curated record. Gene Ontology annotation, molecular function: guanyl-nucleotide exchange factor activity. Lineage: Eukaryota; Metazoa; Arthropoda; Arachnida; Trombidiformes; Tetranychidae. The transcript is spliced from 15 exons. Gene Ontology annotation, biological process: Rho protein signal transduction.